Lolium rigidum is the source of this 1596-nucleotide messenger RNA. RefSeq lists its product as uncharacterized. Gene Ontology annotation, molecular function: myosin binding. The record is from RefSeq and is a predicted model, not a curated record. Lineage: Eukaryota; Viridiplantae; Streptophyta; Magnoliopsida; Poales; Poaceae. The transcript has 5 exons. The coding region runs from base 1 to 1596 and encodes 531 amino acids.
AUGGUCCGCGAGUUCUUGGCCGUGUUGGUGCGUGCGGUGCUGCAGUGGGCGCUGGCGUCGCUGCUCCUCGCCAACGGCGCCGCCUUCUGCCUCAUCGCCGCCGUGGCCUCCUCGCUCCGCCUCGGCCCGCCCUGCCUCCUCUGCGCCCGCGUCCACCGCUUGCUCUCCUCCUCUGACGCCGGCUGCAGCCAAGAACAAGACGCCUUCCGCCGCCUCCUCUGCGACGCCCACGUCGCCGCCAUCGCGCAAAGGACGUGCUCUCCUUCCGAUCACGUCGACAGAGGGACGAAACAUGAUUCGGAUAAACCUGGAGGUCUGGAGGCUCACCGCCGUGUUGUCUCGAUCGGCAGCGAGAUCUGCGAGCAAGAUCGUGGCGGCGACAAUGAGCAUCCUCGUGCCACCGGCCUGAGCAACCUCGAAAGAACCACGAGCAUCGGCAGCGGCAACGGCGAAGGCCCGUACGUAUCCAUGUUCGAGCUUGGCCCCAUCGUCGCUUUCCCAGAAGAAAAUCAGGAGUGUGCCAAAGGGCUCGACGAGACGCCGGAGCUGACGGUGAGCGGCCUCGUCGCGGCACUCCGAGCCCAACGGAGGGAGCUCGAGGCGGUGCGCACCGAGCUCGAAAGCGAGCGGCGCGCCAAGGCGGGGGAGGUGGAGCGCCGGCGGCAGCUCGAGGAGCAAGGCGAGUUCGACCGGGAGGCGGUGCGGGUCGCCAUGCAGCUCGUCCACGAGACGGAGACGGAGAAGCACGGGCUGCAGCGGCAGCUCGACGCGUGCAGGGUCAGGGCGCAGCUACACGACGUCGCCGUGGACCCGGACUCGGCUCCGUUCAACCGGCUGGGAAGCCGCCGGAAUCGGGACGGUGGCGGUGAUUUGGUCGAGCAGGAAGACUGCGACGACAACAAUUACCAGUCGCUGGUGGAUUUCUUGCCGGGUUCGGUCUACUCCUCGUCGCCGGACCUGGCCAACCUGCUGAAGCUGUACACCGAGGGCAACGGCACUCGCCGAGCGAGGGAUGGUGAUACUGACAUCAAGGAGGCACUGAUCACCGAGGAAGAGGAGCAGCUCGCCGUCACGGUCUCAGCUGUUUCGGGUUUCAACGGCGGGAACGAUGAGGAUGCUAGCAGUCUUGUUGCUACUGCUUCUUUACAUGAAAGUGGUAGCAGUCACGUCGAAAUUGCCAUGUCGGGAGCAACACAAAACGAAGCAUAUAUAUGCGAACAGAAGGCUCUUCAUUACGAGCUGCACAAGAAUAUUGCGCUUCAGCGCCGUGUUACCAUCAGCCAGGCGGAGAAGAUCCAGCGUUUCCAAACGGAGAAUGCGGAUCUGAAGAAGAAACUGUCAGAAGCCCAAGCUUCAUCCGAGCUGGAAACUCUGCGUGCCUCGCAGAAGAAUCUUGAGGCAAAACUCGCAGAGGCGGAGCAGAAGCUUGCUAAGAAGAACUCGGAGCUUACUCGCAAGGCGGGUGAGUUCGAGCUUAAAAGAAAAACUAAAAGCGACACCAUCCAGAAGCAGCAGAAAGAGCUGGGUGGACUCCGGAAGUAUAUGGAGACAGCAGAGAGCUGCUGGGACCUGCUCAAUUCCGACGUCAUGGGUUGA